Molecule: messenger RNA, 3125 nt
Organism: Diorhabda carinulata
Lineage: Eukaryota; Metazoa; Arthropoda; Insecta; Coleoptera; Chrysomelidae
Product: synaptotagmin-15-like
Exons: 10
Coding region: 172-1614 (480 amino acids)
Biological process (GO): regulation of dopamine secretion; calcium-ion regulated exocytosis; cellular response to calcium ion
Molecular function (GO): phosphatidylserine binding; calcium-dependent phospholipid binding; syntaxin binding
Source: RefSeq, a predicted model, not a curated record
GUUCGGGUUCAGUUUUCCGUUGGAAGUUUAUGCGAAGUUUUACGCCUGGAGUUGCCGGCGAAACUUCGGUAUUUUCGUGAUGUCGAAAAAAACUUUUUCUCUCCGAGUUGUUUCUCACAAACUUCAUUAAAUUACUGCUAAGAAAGAAUAUUUUAUGAAUCUACUCCAGAUAUGGAUAAAGACUUUUGGAAACGAGAGUUGUUUCCAUCAAGGCAACGCGGUUCAACAGACGUCAACUGGGAAUCGUUCGAUCGACCAAAAUCAACUUCGGGACCUAUGGAUAACGAUCGUUCGAGUACAAAGAGCGAUGUGAAGGAAGGAGUUAUGUUCGAGCAGCAACCCCAAGACGGAGAAAUUGAAAAUCAUCUCUUCUACCCUUAUUCCUUAGCCCUUGGUGCAGCUUGCGGGUUAUUAAUCCUCACAAUCUUAUUGGUUUACGCCGUUCUAAGAAGAAGCAGAGGAAAAAAUAACAACGAGGAAAGACAAUCUUCGACAAGUAUAUUAGUAUACCCGUCCAAGCAGACCGGAUCGCCUCCACAAUUUUUGACUAAAGAAAUAAACUUCAGUUUACCUCCUUUACGAAGUAAUUCUUUAGGAGACAUCGUUCUAUCUUCCGAAGAAAUCACCUACGAACCCGAAUUAGGAACUGAAUCCCUGCUUCUGCCAUCUGUACCGCAUAACGUUAGAUCAAACUCGUUUAGUUGUUACGGUUUGGGAGUCAUUGAACCAGCCCUAUACAAGAGUACUUUGGAUUUGGACGAGAUACAAUGGCCGGAAGGGCAUAUAGGACGAUUGUGGUUUUCUCUAAGAUAUGAACCUUGCACGGAAAAAUUACUUGUUUCUCUCCUGAAAGCGAAAAAUCUACCUUCAAGAACCAUCGGAACUGUUAACAGUUGCGAUCCAUUCGUGAGACUGUACUUGAUGCCGGACGAAAGAAGAUAUCUACAGUCGCGCCAAAAGAAGAAAUCCUGCAAUCCAUAUUUCGACGAAACUUUAGUUUUCCAGGUAUCUCCUAAAGAUAUGGCCGAUCAUACAUUGAAGCUAACAGUCAUAGAUGGAGGAAGAACAAAAAAGAAAGGAGAAAUAGGUCACGUGUCGUUUCCAUUAAAAGAUUUAGAAAUAGGAGAUGGUUUGGAGCAACAACUUUUCAAAAUGGAUUUAGAGAAAGAAGCUCCAGAGUAUAAGACUGAUUUAGGAGAACUGUUAAUUUCUCUAGUUUAUAAUGAGAAUAUCGGCAGACUUACUGCGACAGUUAUAGAAGCCAGAAGACUUAAGUUUUUGGGGGAUAAACUUGAAGCUUACGUCCGAUUGACUCUAAGUCACCACUACAAGACGGUCAAAGAAAAACGUACAGAGAUAGCGAAAUGUUCGAAUGACAGAACUGUCACUUUUAUAGAAGGAUUUAAUUUUAAAGUCGGAGCUUCGCAAGUUGAAACUACGAGUUUAGCGUUUCACGUAUUCCAAUCGACCAGUGGUUACGGUAGGGAUAAAUUGAUCGGGAAAUGCGUGCUGGGUUCGUAUAUGUUCGCCAGAGGUAAAGCGCUGAUCCAAUGGAACACAGCUUUCGUUAACCCCAUGGAACAAUGUCAACAAUGGCAAGCUCUAUCGGAAUAACCUAAAAAUUUGAUGUAUGAAUGUAGUACAAAGAAAAAUUAUUUAUUCAUUGUUUAAUGUAUGUUUUAUAUUGUAUCUAAUGUAUAAAAAACAAACAUACAUACUAGGGAUGCUAGGGAAAAAUAAAUUACAAAAUAAUUUAUAAUAGUUCCAAGUUUAAAUAGUUUAAUACGUGUUUGGUACGUGAUUAAGUACUCAUACGAUUUUUUUUUACGAUUAUUAUAUAGUAUAUCAAAUUUGGAUACAAAUUGUGCAAAAAACAAUGAAAAAUUCGAUCUCAUUCAACUGUGUAUUCUUAAGAUUCCCUAGCUCAGAAAUAAAUGGAGAUAUAUGUGUUAUUUACCAUAAAAAAAAGUUCUAUCAAACUUGUAAGUACUGUAUGAAAAAUAAUUUAACACUUUUUGAUAAUUAACGUUUUUCAUAUUGUUUCUUAAGUUCUUAAUUUAUUUAUACACUUAACUUUCAAUAAUUUACUUAUAAAUAUCACUUUGUGCGAUUAUUUUCACUAAUUAGUUUUUUUCACUAAAACUAUUUAUUUAAAAACUGACUAACCGCGUUUACGCAAAUCAUUUAUAUAUCUAAAUAAAUUCUAAAGCAAAAAUAAAACGAAAGAAAUAAAUAAAUGGACUUUCCUGGAAAUUAUUUAGAAGAAAUACUGCAAAUAAACCGCUUGCUACUAAAGAAAUUACAUACGUCAUUUAUGAAAAACGUGAAAAGCGCCGCGCGAAUUUGCCGAAUUUAAAAUUCCAUAGUAGAUCUACAGGACCGGCUUAGGGAACCAUUUUGUCAACAAUUGGCCAAUGAAAAGGUUAAAUGAUUCAAAAUUCAAUACAUCUUUGCAUAAUUUAUGAAUGAAUACGUUAUUUCUAUAAAAAAAAAAUAGACCGGAAGGGAUUGGAUAAAGGAUUGUUUUCUGAUUCCAGCAUAUAAGCUUGGAAAACAUUUUUAUGAAUGUUCAUACAUAUUUUGGAUACUAAAAUCGAUGAUAAACAUGACAGGAAUGAAGAUGCUGCAGGACACACAGGCAAUAUCAAUGGAAACUCAAGGAAUUUUCCACGAAUCUUACUACAAAAGGCAGGACUUUGAUCCAAUCCCUCUCGAUCUAAAAGGAUUCAUUUUUUUUAUAAAUAUUAUCUUCCCGCUUUAAUUACGUAAUGAAGAUUUGUGGUAAAAGUACUUUUGUCAGAAAAAUUAAUCAAUUUAUUGAAAUUUUUUGGUUUUUUUUCCAAAUUAGAUCCCUUAAAGACAAACAGAGCUUCAAUCGCCUAGCUUUAACCAAGAAUCUAAAAAAUGAAAAUUCAAAUCGAGAAUUUUUCAUUUUUUGGGGGACACAGUACAGAAAAAAUAAUUUCCAAAUUAGUUCCAAGAUUAUUUUUAGUUGUUUGUCUUCAAGUAUGAUCUAAAUAAAUCGGACCAAAUGCAUUGCAUGAGAAACAAUUAGAUAAAUGAUAACGAUUAACGUUAUUGCGUUGUUGUGUGCAUAGAAAUAAAUAAAUAAUUUGUAUUAGACA